Rubroshorea leprosula is the source of this 1454-nucleotide messenger RNA. The record is from the annotation of a GenBank genome assembly. NCBI's taxonomy places the organism in Eukaryota, Viridiplantae, Streptophyta, Magnoliopsida, Malvales, Dipterocarpaceae.
UGGUAUCACGCCACCCAACUUGGAAACUCAUUUUUUGGCUUCUGAUGAUAGUGUCUUAGAUAACACCAUUGAUAACCAAAACCAUUCCGAAACAAUGGAAGAAGCACAAGUUGCCGACAUUGAUUUGGAGACCAAUACAAACCACCCAGAUCAAGAUCACGCAGUCCGACCUCUUCGACCACAAGGUGAGAGGCGUGUCCCCCAAAGGCUUGAUGAUUAUGUUUGCACCAUGCCCCAGUCUGUUAUGCCUAUGCAAGCUACAUCUCAAUCAACUAACUUAGAGGUUGCUGCACUUGAGAAGAAUGGCACUUGGACAAUUGAGACAUUGCCUCCUGACAAACGUGCAAUUGAUUCCAAAUGGGUCUAUAAGAUCAAAUUCAAGCCAGAUGGAACUGUUGAAUGGUACAAGGCUCGCUUAGUAUCAAAGGGAUUCACUCAAAUUGAAGGGCUUGAUUUUCAUGAGACCUUUGCUCCUGUUGCUAAAAUGGUCACUGUGAGGACAUUACUGGCUCUUGCUUCGAUUAAGCGCUGGGAACUGCAUCAAUUAGAUGUCAAUAAUGCCUUCUUGCAAGGUGACUUACAUGAAGAGGUAGCUAGAACAACAAAAGGGAUACUUCUGAGCCAGCGAAAGUAUGCUCUCGACAUACUCACAGAAUCAGGCAUGCUUGGGGCAAAGCCUAGUUCCUUUCCCAUGGAGCAGCAUCAUCAUCUCAAGCUUGCAUCUGGUUCACCUAUACCAGAUCCUUCACAAUAUAAGAGGCUAGAACACUUUGAAGCAGCAAUGAAAGUGUUACAUUAUGUUAAGCACUCAUUGAGACAAGGGAUAUUGCUCUCCUCUUCCAAUCAUCCACAUCUUGUUGCUUAUUGUGAUGCAGACUGGGCUGGUGGCCCACGGACACGGCGCUCAACAACCGGUUAUGAUAUUUGUCUCAGACACUCCCCUAUUUCUUGGCAGUCGAAAAAGCAAUCAAUUGUCUCUCACUCCUCCACUGAAGCUGAGUAUAGGGCCAUGGCAUCAAUUGUUAGUGAGCUCACUUGGUUAAAGUCCUUGCUUUAUGAUCUUGGGAUAUAUCACUCGAAGCCAAUGACAUUGUUUUGUGAUAACCAAGCUGCCUUACACAUUACCAAUAAUCCUGUGUUUCAUGCGCGCACAAAACAUAUUGAGAUAGAUUACCAUUUUGUUUGUGAACGCAUUCAAAGGAAGGAGUUGCUCACAGCUCAUGUGCCUUCUCAUUGUCAACUAGCAGAUUUGUUUACAAAGGCAUUAGGCAAGGAAUGACUUCAUUUCCUAUUAUGCAAGUUGGGCAUUAAAGACCUUCAUGCUCCAACUUGAGGGGGAGUAUAGUCGGAUAUCAAGGAGAUGAAUAAGGAAAUCAAUCAAUCAACAUUAAUCUAUAAUAUUUUGCUGUUCAUACUAGUAAAUGCAUCCAUACCAGUAAAUGCAUUUCUUGUAU